Molecule: messenger RNA, 3030 nt
Organism: Heteronotia binoei (common prickly gecko)
Lineage: Eukaryota; Metazoa; Chordata; Lepidosauria; Squamata; Gekkonidae
Gene: MAGT1
Product: magnesium transporter 1
Exons: 10
Coding region: 44-1042 (332 amino acids)
Cellular component (GO): oligosaccharyltransferase complex
Source: RefSeq, a predicted model, not a curated record
GGCGAGCGUCUCGGGGACCGGCAGGGAGGCGCGUUGAGCAGCCAUGGCCGCGGUGCUGCGGGCUCUGGCGCUGGGCUGCCUGGCCUUGCUCGUGCUCUGGGCCGGCCCCGGCGUCGGCGGGCAGAAGAAGAAGGAGAUGGUGCUUUCAGAAAAAGUCAGUCAACUGAUGGAGUGGGCCAGCAAAAGAUCCGUCAUUCGAUUGAAUGGUGACAAAUUUCGCCGCCUUGUAAAAGCGCCACCGAGAAACUAUUCUGUGAUUGUUAUGUUCACUGCUCUUCAGCCUCACAGACAAUGUGUUGUGUGCAAGCAAGCAGAUGAAGAGUACCAGAUCCUGGCAAACUCCUGGCGCUACUCAACUGCAUUCACCAACAGAGUCUUCUUUGCAAUGGUGGAUUUUGAUGAAGGUUCUGAUGUCUUUCAGAUGCUCAACAUGAAUUCAGCUCCGACCUUCAUUAACUUCCCAGCAAAAGGAAAACCCAAAAGAGGAGACACCUAUGAACUGCAGGUGCGGGGAUUUGCUGCGGAACAGCUGGCCCGCUGGGUGGCCGAUAGGACUGAUGUCAAUAUCCGUGUGAUCAGGCCUCCCAACUACGCUGGACCCUUGAUGUUGGGCCUUCUGCUGGCUGUAAUCGGUGGCCUCGUUUACUUGAGGAGAAGCAACCUGGAUUUCCUGUAUAACAAGACAGGCUGGUCUUUUGUGGCCUUGUGUUUUGUUCUAGCAAUGACUUCAGGCCAAAUGUGGAAUCACAUCAGAGGACCCCCUUACGCUCAUAAGAAUCCUCAUAAUGGUCAAGUGAACUAUAUCCAUGGGAGCAGUCAAGCACAGUUUGUUGCUGAAACGCACAUUGUUCUCUUGUUUAAUGCUGGCGUGACGCUCGGCAUGGUGCUCUUGCAUGAAGCUGCUACCUCCGACUUGGAAGUUGGGAAAAGGAAAAUCAUGUGUGUGGCUGGCAUUGGCCUGGUGGUGUUGUUCUUCAGCUGGCUGCUCUCCAUAUUCCGAUCGAAGUACCAUGGCUAUCCAUACAGCUUCUUAAUGAGUUAAAGAAUGUAACGACCUGGCUGUUUAUGCAGAGUGGAAGUGAAGCGUUCAGUGUGUGUGGUUCAUUCUACCUCUCUUUGAAAUGAACAAGAUGGUUGCACGCCAAACCAAAGAUGCCUAGUGCCUUGACAUGACAAGCAGUUUGCUCUAAUACUUAUAGGGGAGUAUUAAGAUAACUUUGAAUCUCUCUGUUUACCUUUAUAAGCCUCGUGUAAUUUGGAAUUUAGAAGCUGGGCUUUGUUUCUUAUUAGUUAAAAGCAAUGAAACUUCAGUCACAAUGCAAAGACCCUCUUCAGACAUACCCUUUUGCUCCAUGUUGUGGGCGGGAGUGGGGGAUAAUAACAUUCCCCCCUCCAAGGUGCAGCUCCUUGCAUGGCAUCGUGGGGGAUUUCCAAAGUUCCCCAGAGAUUUCAGAGGGGCUUUUAGGGCAGUGGGGGAGGGGGGCGGGUCUCAGAAAGAUGUGUUUGCAAUCUGCCAUGUGCCCUUGUGGAUGGUGCUCUGAUUUUUCAAAAGGCCAUUUUCCAGUACUUGUUAGGAUUUCUCGUUUAGCCAAAUUCUCUUUCAUGUUAUGGAGGAGUCCAUGAGCUGUGCUUUCUCUUUAAACUUGAGGUGUUCUAUCCUGAUGCCACUGCUAUUGGGGGUGGGCUUCUGCUGACUUUCUGUGCUAGGAUGUGAGGUGGCAGGUGGUCCUCGGGGAAGGGAGCGAUGGAUUCUGAAUGCCAUUAAAAGUGACAUUCUUGAAAGCAACUUGGGUGGCUUCCCUCAUAGAGAGAGACUAGGUGGUCAUCUCUGCUGAUCUACCUUGGCAGUCUGCUUGAGAGAACUCUUCCUGAACGGCACCUUGUCCCUUGCUGCAAGCUCAGCUCUCGUUGCUCCAGAAAGUGCCCCCGGGAUCAAAACUGUUUUGUGGUUCUGCAGCUGCUACAAACAUUUCCUUCAUUCAGGAGCAUCUGUAUAGUUUAAUCAUUUGGCUUUGCAAAAAUUAUGGCCUGGAUCUGUGUUCCUCAUGUCCAGAAGCAUGCUGAACAUGCUCUGAUCUUCUAGUGCACUUUGGUGUGGUUGUAUUUGAUUAUGCCAGUUGUUAUGGGAGGUUCAGUUCCCUCGCCUCCAAAAUGCAUGACUGUCCCUGUUGAGGCUGAUUGGACUCUCAUCAGCACAAAGGCCUGAUCUAGCAGAUGGUCACUGCUCUAAGCACUAGAGGCUGGAUUUUUAAAAUCCCACAUGACGUCCUUCCGGCAUUUGGGACACAGCCGCGAAUGGGACAUGUGAUGCUUGUGCCAUUGCGUUCAUGCUUUUGUUCGACUGGGGCAAUUAUGAACAGAUCUGGGAUUUCAAGACCUCACAUUCAGAAUCCCGGCUGAGUAGCAGGCUUGCUGAUUUCCUGCUGCUGUGGGCUUUGAAUGGUGCCUGCUUCUAAAUGCAGCGAAACGUGUUUGGGGAGGGAACAAAAGGAGCUCCCAAUAUCUGGAAUCUUAUUUUGACAUCAGAAGCCUGGUGAGAGAGUGGGAGUGUUCUGCUUUGGCUUUUUUGUUGUGUUUUGCUCGGGUGAGAAUUAAGGAAUCAGAAGGCACGUUUCUCCAUCUUGUCCCACCCAAGGCGUUUUGCUUGGUUUUCAUAUUGCUGCCCUGGUGCAUCUAGGAAGUUGUUAAAGAUCGUAGGAACUCUGUUUAACGUGGGAGGGCAGCUGCUUAGCUUGAUUACUGUCUCCUGCAUGGCAGGGUAAUCCUCCUUGGAGGGCGGAUGGAACAUGGUUUAUUAACGUUGAGAAGUCACUGCAGCUGCACUCAGCUAAGUAGUUCUCUCUUAUGCAAGUUUGCUGUGUAUAAUUACACAUUUCAAGUGCCUUAACACAGUCUGUUUUGGGUAUUAACUCAACAAACGUUUCGAAACAUGUUUUUAUACCAUUCAAAGCAUCCAGUUGUAGCAUGGACACUGAAAUGACCAGUUGAGGUUUUGGACAACAUUCAAUAAAUACUUUGCAGUCUUCUCCA